AUCAACUCCUGUUUUCAUCAAGUCAUACAUACAUCUUCCUUCUUUUACACACAAACUCAGUUUCCAUAAUCAAAAGGCUCCUUUCGAUCUUCUACUCUUGAUAUACUUUCGCUAAAUGGCUUCCAACUCCAUGAGUUCUAACGCUUCUUGGACACGUAAGGAGAACAAACUAUUUGAAAGGGCUUUGGCUACAUAUGACCAGGACACUCCUGACCGUUGGCAUAACGUUGCAAGAGCAGUUGGUGGGAAAUCGGCUGAAGAAGUGAGGCGACACUAUGAGCUCCUCAUUAGGGAUGUCAAUGACAUUGAGUCAGGGCGUUAUCCGCAUCCCAAUUACCGUUCAAAUGGAAACUGAAAGCAUUCAGCUACUCUAAAAGGUUCAUCUGAAACCAUGGUUUGAAGACCAAGAACAAACAGAGAGCUAUCAAAGUAUUUUUACUUUUAUUUGUGUUGAAUAUGUAAGAAUCAACCACUUUCAUGCUAAUCUAAAUCAAUCAAAGUGAGUUUCAUAUGAUCAAACUAA
Messenger RNA from Eutrema salsugineum, 523 nucleotides. RefSeq names its product protein RADIALIS-like 3. The transcript is spliced from 2 exons. The record is from RefSeq and is a predicted model, not a curated record. Lineage: Eukaryota; Viridiplantae; Streptophyta; Magnoliopsida; Brassicales; Brassicaceae. Gene Ontology annotation, molecular function: DNA-binding transcription factor activity. The coding region runs from base 116 to 355 and encodes 79 amino acids.